Molecule: messenger RNA, 1004 nt
Organism: Symsagittifera roscoffensis
Lineage: Eukaryota; Metazoa; Xenacoelomorpha; Acoela; Convolutidae
Exons: 6
Coding region: 89-784 (231 amino acids)
Molecular function (GO): protein binding
Source: RefSeq, a predicted model, not a curated record
AAUUUUCUUUGAAGUAGGCGCGAUGUAAAAUUUUUUGCAUGACUUGAGACCAUUCAAAUUUUUAUAGCCAAGAUUUUCUAUAGGCAACAUGACAAAAUUCAUCAGCAAUUUGCUGUUACUUUUACUUAACACAAGAGCCAUUUUUUCGUGCUCAGGUCGUCCUUCUUCGUUCAAUGUGUCGGGCGUGAGCAGCAGUCAGGCGACCGUUUCUUGGAACUCGAUUGCCGGUGCUUCCACUUAUGACUUCAGUUCCUCAAUUGAUGGAUACAUUCUUCAUUCAGGACUCACUCAGAACUCAUACGUUGUUGACAGCCUGAUUGGAGGGACCAGGUAUACAAUCACUGCACGAGUGGAGGCCAUCUGCAGUGGCACUGCCUCGGAUUCAUUCUCGGAUGUGAUCAUAAUCACCACAAAGCCUGAAAAGCCAACGGCUGAGAUCCACACGGUGAGCGAGAGUGUCAUCAACAUCGUGAUGAUUAGUAAGGGUCCCGUUGAUACAUUCACCAUCGUCAACUCAGUGCUGCCGGGUGCAAACAACACCAGCCCUAAGAAUUCACACUUGAUCAGUGGACUGCGUCCAGGAACUACCUACACCUUCCAAAUCUAUUCCACCUUGAAUGGAGUCAACUCGGACAAACUUCUCCUGGAGCACCAAGUACCCAAAGACAAAAAUGCUGGGAUGAACCCAUGGGCUAAAGCCGCCAUAUAUUUCGCGGUCAUUUUCGUACUUCUGAUUCUGUCAUGUUGUAUGACGCUAUUCAGCGUCGGUUCACGGAGUCGAUAAACAGAUGAAAAACGAACGGAGGAAUGGAUACGAUUCGGACAUUCACGACAGUUAACCUUCGAAUAAAAUGCCGCAUGAUAAUUUGAUCAAAUGCCUAGUUGUCACAUUACUAACUGGUAUGCACAGUUAAUAUAUAUGCUCUUAAAGCACUUUGAAUGUGAAGAAAAAUUUACGUUCAGCACUUUUUUGAUGAAAUUAACCCAAUUUGAAAAAAAACUGA